Akanthomyces muscarius is the source of this 786-nucleotide messenger RNA. RefSeq lists its product as uncharacterized. The transcript has a single exon. The record is from RefSeq and is a predicted model, not a curated record. Gene Ontology annotation, molecular function: protein serine/threonine kinase activity; ATP binding. The coding region runs from base 1 to 786 and encodes 261 amino acids. Gene Ontology annotation, cellular component: cytoplasm. NCBI's taxonomy places the organism in Eukaryota, Fungi, Ascomycota, Sordariomycetes, Hypocreales, Cordycipitaceae. Gene Ontology annotation, biological process: protein phosphorylation.
AUGGAAAUUAUUGAGUGGUAUGAGGCGCGAAAAAGAGUCGGCGGCGACUUUCAAAUAUUUCUCAAAAUUAUUGUUUGGCACGAUGGGGAAAUCUACGUCGGGAAGUGGAGAGACCGGCAGCAGCCACCUGCCGCUUUCGAGCAACUCGAAGACGUCAAAAUAAUACCGACCAAAGAUAGGGGCCCGAUUGUUCGGUCGGGUUGGAAAGCUGCCUUGCCAAUCAGUGAUGGCUGGGUGAAAGAGCCAAAGUGGGAGGAUUAUCUGAGCCCUGAGCUGGAAGUGCACAUGGAGCACGAAAUCGAAAUGUGCGAGCUGGUGCGACAAUCUCCCCAUAUCAACCUCGCUACAUACCGCGGCUGUCUGUUAGGGCAUGGCCGAGUUAAAGGGCUGCUUUUCGACAAGUAUCAACACACUCUUCUUGAAAAAGUUAACCCUCAAAGGUUGUCUAAGGCGCAUUUUGUGCAGGGCGAUCGCAGCUUAGUGGACAGGACUAUGCGGGGUCGGAUGCCGCAAUUGAGAUCGGCCGUCAGCCACUUACACAAGCUCGGCUAUGUGCACAACGACAUCACCCCGGCGAAUAUUAUGCUCGAUAAAAAUGAGAAGCCGGUGCUUAUCGAUUUUGAGGGGCUGCGUCGGGCGGGCGAGUCGCUGCAGAAGGUGAAGCGGACUAUAGGGUGGCACGACGAGACGGUCAUGUUGGCGCAGGAGAGCAACGACUGGGAUGCGCUCGACGAGAUUGAAGUCUGGUUGUUUGGAGAGGCUGGCGAUUUAAAAUUCGUCGGGUAG